AUGCGGGGCAGGGCCGAUCACCUGGUGGCCCCCAAGGGCGGGAGGGUCCGUAAGAGGGAGGACGACGAGAACGGCGUGGAGCCAUGCAAGGUGUUCGUCGGGGGAAUCACGCAGACGGUGGACGAGAGGCGGCUCAAAGAUCUGUUUCGGCGCUACCACCCCCUGGACGCCACGGUGAUGCGCGAGCGGAUGACUUCCCGCCCGCGCGGCUUCGGUUUCGUGACGCUGCCCGACAAGCGGGCGAUGGAGGACGCCAUCCGGGGCCUACACAACUCCAAGGUGGACGGCCGGACCAUCAGCGUGCGCCACGCCAUACCCCAGGACCAGCAGCACCCGCAUCCAUUCCGCGACCGCGCACGGGACUUCGGCGAGGGGGGGGAGCGAGCCGGGGGCUACGUAGUGCGGCGGGAGCCCCUCCGAAGGGAACCGUACACGGUGGGGAGGGAUGCGAGGUACGUGGAUGCGCGCAACGGCGUGCGCCCGGCUGCCGCGUCUGCGGUGCCGAGGAGGGAGGGCGGGUACUACAGGCGAGACCCCAGGGUGGAGGACAGGGUGCCCAGGAGGGAGUACAACGACUACGUGUACGAGGUCCGCCCGACCGGAGAGACCGUUCGCGCCGAGAAGGACGCGUACGGGGGGCGGGAUGCGUAUGAGAGGUCCUACGCCGCGGACGAGUACACCUACGAUCGGGGCUACGACACUUACUCCAGGGAUGCAAGAUAUGAACAGGAGCCGCAGUACACGCAAUCUCACCACAAGAGCGGCAGUUACAGCGCCCAGCGGCAAGAGUAUCUGGACAGCGAGUAUCCUGCAGAUGCCUAUGAGUACUACGAUGCAAACGUGGAGUAUGCAGAAUACGAGACUAGGUACGAGGACACUGGCAGGGCCUACACAACAGAGGGGAGGUCCACAGUCGUGGGAAGGCCAGCAGCUGUGGGGAGGUCAGGAGCGGUGGGGGCAUCGACUGUUGUGGGGAGGCAAACGGUGGUGGGGAGGACAGCUGAGGACGGAAGAUCAUAUGCUGCAGACUAUGAUCGUGCUCCCAGGUUGAUGCCAGCGCGUGAUGUAAGAUCCGAGAGGCCACCAGUCCGGACUAACAGAGUUCCUGGUCGACUGCCUCCCCCACGUGCUGGUGGCCCAGACAGGCGUCGGGAUGUUGUGAGGCCUCCCCUGAGGCCUGCCCCAUAUGAGAAGUCUGACAGGCUGGAGAAACGGCCCCCUUUGAGGCCAGCACCUUUUGAAAAGGCAGACAGGUUCGAGAAGACAGAUAGGUUUGAGAAGCGGAGGAAGGUGGAGAGGCUGGAUCCGCCAUCUAAGGACAGGGCAGAGAGGGUGGUGGCCCCAAAGGACCGGCAUGAUGAUCAGGAUUAA
Ostreobium quekettii is the source of this 1371-nucleotide messenger RNA. Lineage: Eukaryota; Viridiplantae; Chlorophyta; Ulvophyceae; Bryopsidales; Ostreobiaceae. The record is from the annotation of a GenBank genome assembly.